AAUACCGUGGCCACUGGACGGGGGAAGGGAAGCUGAGAUUGGAGGGAGAAACAAUCAGAAACUGAGAUUUCAGAUAUUGAGAACAUAUGACAGCCCCUUCUAAGGACUCCAGCCGUACAAGAACUCUAUCCAUGACCCACAUCUUACUGGACACCUGGAGCUCUUACUUUGGUCUUGUGCUGCCAUUUCAUAUGAGGCUGAAGACAUAACACAGCUUCGGUGCAAGAAACCUAAUCUGCACCUGCACUAGUAGCUCUCAGUGCAUACUGGAUUUAUCUUGAGUGCCAAAGUAAUGAAGAGUCUGGGACAGGGAGAACCCAGCCCUGAAAAGCAAUGUCAUCAUCCAGCCUCUGUGCACCUCUGAUAGGGCUGAGGAGUGAACCCACCAGCCAAGCAGAUCUGUGGGGAAGAGGAAGGAGGAAACUUGUGUAUUGAUGGAUAUCCAUUUCCUCCCAUCAGCUCUUGUAGACGGAUACCUGCACAUCCCUCUCAUUCAAGGUUACAAUUCGGAGUAGCUAAUCCAACAAGGCUCCCAUCAACAACACACAAUCACCGCUAUCACACAGAAGAUGAUGUGCACAACGUGGAUUUCUGUUGCCACUGACAGUUUGUGAGAUCAUACUGAUGACUGUGGACGUUGAGUUCUCUGUGUGUAUGAGUAGAAAUCUAGAAAAGCUUAGAUACUUGCAGUCACUGCAAAGGUGCACGACAGAAACCAUGGUGGUCCUUGCAUCCGCUCCUCAGUGCAUCUCAAUCCAUGACUUCAGAAGUCUGUAGAGGCUACAAUCAGGAACACGCCCGCCAGCCAACACACUCGUAUGCAAUGGAAGAAGACAUUGAUGUCACAUCACAUACUGAGGGUCUGAAUGGUUUGUCCUGUGAAUGUAAACCAUUCGAGGAGAUCACCAAUGGACACUCCAAUCAUAAGCCUGUCAUGAAUGGACUGAUUAUUGGUCAUAAUGUCAAAGACCACACGAACGGUAGCGCACCACUCAGAUCCCUGCCGAUUUCAGCACUGAAGCAGAAUGGUCUACUGCAGACCCUGGCGGCUGGAGGGGACCAGCCUGAUCCCACAGAGGAAAAUGUGGAGUUGGAAAAGGCCAGAGAGGAGUGGGAGGCUCUGGAGAACGUUCAACCAGCUCUCACUGAGGACUCAAACCCAACCCCGCUCAUCUCCUUCAAUGAAGCCUUGCAGUACUUCCAGACAACUGACCUUGGGGACUUGCUUAAGAACAUCCAGCCAACCAUUCGCAGGACAGGUCUGGCUGCUAUCACUCACUUCCUCUUUGGACCUCCACGACUGCACCGGGAACUCCUGGAGGAGCGAGAUCUGGUCUUUGCCAUCGCACAAUGCCAUGUGGACAACAGCCAAACAGUCCAUAUGCGUGUCCUGCAGAGCAUUUAUAAGCGGCUGAUUGGCAGCAGGCUGGACUGUCCUCGCUACGGGCCACACUGGGAAAACAUCGGCUUUCAGGGUACAGACCCGGCCACUGACCUACGUGGCACCGGUUUCCUGGGACUGAUGCACACUCUUUACUUUGUGAUGGACCCAGAGACUCUGCCUCUGGCUCGAGACAUCUACAAAUUAUCACAGCACCCUACACAGAACUUUCCAUUUAGUGUGAUGUCAAUCAACAUGACCCGCAUUGCUCUACAAGUACUCAGAGAGGAGGCCUUGUCCAAGGAGUGCAAUCGACGUCAGCAGGUGGUUGGUGUACUGAAUGAGUUCUACGUUGCCACGUACCUGCACCUGUACCAACUGUGGAAGACCCAACAGAAGACCAUUGCUGACUCUGGCUUUGUACUAAAAGAAGUGGAGCUGUUUGCCAAAAAGAAUCCCAAGCAGAUGCUACGUCGACUAGAGGUCUUCCUGAAAGAGAGGCAGGCAGUUGGAAUCCCCCGCGGGACGUCGUCAGACCCUCAGGCCCAACAGCCUUCUCCCAGCCUGGGGGAGCGAGGGGCCAGAGCCACGGCGGGAAGCAAGGGAAAGGAGAUGCACUUCACAGGAGUGUGUGAUCUACCACCAGACAUGGAGGGAGAGGCCAGACUCAUCUAAGCUUGACUUUGUGUGAAUGUGCGUGUGUGUGAGCAAUCCUGCGUGUGGGUAUAUCUAUUAGUGUAAUUGCGAGUGGCUUACUCCGAGAGCUAAGAGAACCCCACCAGACCCUGAUCUAGGCCCUGCUAUCUGAACCUUUUUUCAAACACUUCCACUCUUUCCCUUGCUGCUGGGGUGUUGCACUUUGAUCAGAUUAUGCUUUGGGGGGGGGGUCUUUCAGAGUUAUAUUUGUUUUUUUAUUAAUUUAUUUUUUUUAAACAGAGAACAGUUGAAUAUAAAGAGCUUAAAAAGGUCAGAAACACAAUGUGUCACAAAAACAACAAGAAAGUGAAUAUUUGCACUUUUCUGUGGAUUUUAGCCAAAUUCUCGUGGUGAAACUCGACCUGCCUAGAAGUCCAAAACAAGGAUCUCUCAGUCAGGUUAUGUUGGCAGUACAGAGGCUGGGACAAGGCAACAAGUGGCCUUUUUGAAAGGCUUAGCUGUCUGUCCUACUCCCAAGAUCCCGCUCCAUCACAUGAGCAUGCUAACGGCCCGUAAUGCAACAGAGAGCAGCGUUGUUUGGCGUUUUGUUGCGUGCCCUGUUAACUAAACUAAGAUAAAGAUAUGUAUCAGGUUCAAGCCCUUCGAUAGAGCAAACACAAGCAAGUUUUCUCUCAGCAUGAGUCGGGGAGCGGCAGGUAGCUAACCCAGAGAGGUUGCAGAAGCUUUUGUGCAGGUAACAGAAACUGCAGGUUUACGCUGUUUUCAGAAACCCUAACCCUAACCCUAACCCUAACCCUAACAGUAGGCGUUGAAUGCAGCUUGCUUUGAAGGUCUAAUCACUUUGCAUUCUCUACCAGUGUGAAUGAGAUACACAUUAUAUGAAAGAUACACAAGAAAGAAUGCUCAGUCCAGAUGUGUGGUGGUGUACCCAGUUGUUGGUGUGCUCAUUGUGUCUGUUGCUAGAGGCGUGAUAGACUAGGUCCAGAGCUCCCACUUAAUAUGGGGGGAUAUAUUUUAAAUAAUUUAAGAAAAUAACUAUUCUUGUCCUUUCUGAAGGGACAGCUGUCGUAAUGUCACCAUUAUACAGUUCUACUUCAGAUUUUUUGUUAUGAAACUGAUGGCUGAGUGUCCGUGUGAAGGGUUUUUAACACUGUUAAAUUCCAGCAGGACAUCUGAAAGUCUUCUGACUAAAAUCUUGGUUGAAGCCAAGGAGACACUUCAUAACAGAGUCAGUGUGCUUGGCUUGGUCCCAGCUGAAGUCAAAGGUCUGGUAUGAGCUUUCUCUACAUUCCGUUACAAAGCAUGUGAUUGUAAUUUUUUUGACCAGUUUAAUAAAAGUUUAUUUGUGUGUAUGAGUGUGCGUGCGUGUGUGUGUGUGUGUGUGUGUGUGUGAAUGUGGUGUCAGAUGGAUGAGCUGAUAUUGAUGAAGGGUGCCUCUCCAAGGAGAUGUAUGGUACAGUAUGCAAUCCCAGCUCUUACUCAAUGAUAAUCAAAACGAUAGUGCUGUGUGACGAUAGAAAUCGUUCCUAACUUCAGGGUUUGUGUGCAAGCGUGUGUGUGUACGAUGUGUGUGUGUGUGUGUGUUGUAUGACAGGAACUGACUACAAAUGGGGUGCUUUCCUCUGCACACAAUAAGCCAGCUUUCCUAAGUACUCGCUCCAUCCAGCUGCAAAGACGGUACUUUUUUUUCAUUUUUGAAAAAUGGUACAUAGCAUUGCUGAAGAAAAAUUGUUAACACAUUCAUUGGUUUGCUUUAAAAGAACAAAAACAGAUGUUGUUCUCCGGACCCAGCUAGUCUCAGUGGCUCUGUGGCCGAGAAUGGAUCGAGCUGCUCUGCAAAGCUGGUCACUGCUGUGUGCUGACGUGAAACCUCCCCCCAUCAUCGUAGUCUCAAUCUGUAGCAUGUUCAGGUAGCACUAGUACUGUAGCAUACUAUAGCCUCCUCCUCUUCGUAAAAAGCUUGUUGAUGUCAUGUCUCAGUUACAGUCUGUAGUGUCAGUGAGUGCGCAAACUGUUACUACUAUAGCACAUUCAUUUCAUAUUUUCAUGAAGCCUCCUCCAGUAGACACUUGUUUAGGUGGCACAGUGUAUGUUCUGCAGAGAUGUGGGAUAGGCCUGACCUUGUCUUCUAAGAAGGUGACGGUAAAAAAAAAAAAACGGUGCCUACAUCCAGCGGAGCCGUGCGGGGUAGAAUGCUCGUCAGUCCUUUUUUUUCCCCUUU
Limanda limanda (common dab) is the source of this 4259-nucleotide messenger RNA. RefSeq names its product ELMO/CED-12 domain containing 3 (gene elmod3). The record is from RefSeq and is a predicted model, not a curated record. The coding region runs from base 758 to 2056 and encodes 432 amino acids. The transcript is spliced from 13 exons. NCBI's taxonomy places the organism in Eukaryota, Metazoa, Chordata, Actinopteri, Pleuronectiformes, Pleuronectidae.